Argentina anserina (silverweed cinquefoil) is the source of this 2834-nucleotide messenger RNA. RefSeq names its product BTB/POZ domain-containing protein NPY1. Bases 744 to 2588 code for a protein of 614 amino acids. The transcript has 4 exons. The record is from RefSeq and is a predicted model, not a curated record. NCBI's taxonomy places the organism in Eukaryota, Viridiplantae, Streptophyta, Magnoliopsida, Rosales, Rosaceae. Gene Ontology annotation, molecular function: protein binding.
ACUCGCAUUCUCUCUCUAAUUCCGCUGCAAAAUUGCAGGACGAGGAGGAGGAGAGAGAAAGGAAAGGAAAGGAAAAAGGAGACAAGUGCGUCAGAGCCAAACCGAUGAGAUAUGAAAUAAGGAUCACCACGUACGUAGAAGAAGAAGAAGAAGAGAGAUGGAAGGGAGUCAUUGAGAUUUGCGCCUUUAAAGAAUAAGAAAGGAGAAGAAGAUCUUCAGAGGAUCAGGGUUGAUUUAAAGCAAAGGCGGCGAGAAUUUAUGAUAUGAAAUGGGCUGCUGUCUGAUCUCUAAGUGUACCCUUGCCGUUGAUGCAAAAUUACAACAAUCACCUCCUCUGCUGUAGAAAAUCAAGGUGGGGAGUUUGGUAUUUGUGUAGAGCGUCAUCAAUGUCAUCAUAAAGGCUUGGAAGAAAUGAAUGGGAACAGCACCAAGCUCGAGGCUGUGGUGGUGCUGGUGGUAUCUAAGGCCGCACCAGACAUUGUCUCAGUCUCCCAGUCUCGCUCUCGCUCUCGGUCCAAACAUUUAUAGUCUUCUCCUCUCUUCAGGUUGCGUGUUCUAGGGAGAAACACAGGCGCUACAAGAAACAAAGAGGACAGAGAGGGCCUCCUCUUAACUCCAAAAUCCAUUUCUGGUCUUCAAAGCCGAGAGCGAGAGACAGAAACUCGGCAUUUGCCGCAUUCCGACGAAACUGUGGCCGUGUUGGAGUAGCGCACCACUCUUCUCAAGGCAUUUUGGGUGUGAAAAUGAAGUUUAUGAAGCUAGGGUCCAAGCCUGAUGCGUUUCGAGCUGAUGGCAAGUCGAUCAGAUAUGUAACAUCUGAGUUGGAAUCCGAUGUCAUUGUAAAGGUUGGGGAAGUUCAAUUUUACCUUCACAAGUUCCCUCUCCUGUCCAAGAGUAAUCGCUUGCAAAAACUCAUACCUAAAGCCAAUGAGGAUAAAGUCGUCGAAGUCUGCAUGGAUGAUUUCCCUGGUGGGGCAAUUUCUUUUGAAGUUUGUGCUAAAUUUUGCUAUGGAAUGACUGUUACUCUCAAUGCUUACAAUGUUGUGGCUGCUCGUUGUGCGGCGGAGUAUCUGGAGAUGACUGAGGAUGUUGAUCGCAGUAACCUUAUAUAUAAAAUCGAAGUUUUUCUGAAUUCAAGCAUAUUUCGUAGCUGGAAAGAUACCAUUAUUGUUCUCCAAACCACGAAACCUCUUCUGUCAUUGUCUGAGGAUCUGAAGAUUGUUGGGAGAUGCAUAGAUUCAAUUGCUUCCAAAACUUCUGUAGAUCCGGCAAAUAUCAGCUGGUCCUACACAUACAACCGCAAAUUAGCAGAGCCUGAUAAAAUUGUUGAAGAAGGAAUUAAUUAUCGAGAAAAAAUGGAAAGCAUUCCAAGGGAUUGGUGGGUCGAAGAUAUAUGUGAGCUAGAUAUUGAUCUCUACAAGCGUGUCAUGAUUGCUGUGAAGUCAAAAGGAAGAAUGGAUGGUGUAGUUAUUGGGGAGGCUCUGAAAACUUAUGCACUUAGAUGGUUGCCAGAUUCUGUUGAUGUGUUGGUUUCUGAUGAUCAUGCCCUGAGGAACAAAUCUCUUAUAGAAACUAUUAUAUGCUUAUUGCCAUCUGACAAAGGUGUGGGUUGUUCAUGCAGUUUCUUGCUGAAACUUUUGAAAGUUAGUGCUUUGGUUGGAGCAGAUGAGUCAUUGAGGGGGGUUCUGGUGAACAGGAUUGGUUUGAAGUUACAUGAAGCUCGUGUUGGUGAUUUAUUGAUCCCUGCUCGGUCUCCUCAAAUUACUAUUUAUGAUGUUGAAUUGGUUCAGUCCAUUUUGAAUCGGUUCAUGAUACAUGAAAAGAGUAACUGGGAUUUGGAUGUUGUUCGGAAGAAUGAAAAGGGCACUGAUAAGUUGAUUUUGGGGCAUGGAUCCUUGGUGGGUGUUGGUAGACUGAUUGAUGAGUAUCUUACGGAAAUUGCGCAUGACCCUAAUCUUAACCUUGGCAGUUUCAUAGACUUGUCACAAUCGCUUCCCGAGUUAGCAAGGCCAAUUCACGAUGGAUUGUACAAAGCCAUUGGCAUCUACCUGAAGGAGCACCCUAGUCUGACAAAGGCUGAAAGGAAAAGAAUAUGUGGAUUAAUGGAUGUCAAGAAACUGACAAUGGAAGCAUCCAUGGAUGCUGCACAGAACGAGCAGCUUCCACUGCGGGUUGUAGUCCAAGUUCUCUUUUUUGAGCAGGUGAGAUCUUCAGCUGCUGCUCGGUCCCUUAGCAACCAUCCAUCUGAUGCUUCACGUUCGACCUCAAAUUUGGAUGAAGAAUGCGACAAGACAGGAGAAGAAAACUGCAAACCUUUAGGAAAACAGCUGAGUCAAAUGAAGGUAAGUGAGGAGUUGCAGAAGAAUGGGAAACUGGGUAAGAAGAACAGCAAGAACAGCAGAAGUGGUGCGCAGUUGUUGCCAUCGAGGUCAAGAAGGAUAUUUGAUAAGUUAUGGUCUUUGGGGAAGGGGGGUCAUGUAGAAAACAAGAGCUCGGAGACUUCUGGGAGUUCUCAGAGCCCAACUUCUAUAGUACCCGGUGAUUCCAAGUCAGUUUCAUCGAGACACAGGAGGCAUUCUAUAUCUUAAGAGUGGUUUCUUGUUUGAAUGAAGUGAGGAAAAUUCAACUGCCAAGUGUACAAAAUGGUAGAAAUCGUUGUAGGUCUUUUCUGUGGCUGGCACAAGUAUUAUUUCAAAGGGAACAGAGUUCACUCAAUGUAGUUGAUCGAUAUCUUUUGGUACCAAAAUUGUAAAAUUAUCUGCUUUCAUCUCUAAUUAAGUGCCUGUUCACUUUCACGUUUGUCAAGAGCUCAUCAGAGAUCACUGAUCAGCCAU